AUUCAGUAAAGACAAAAUAAAUUUGAGUCUUUCCCAGUCUUCAUCGCAGUCUGUUCAUCUGAGUGGCAAAGCCUUUGUUCAUUGUACAAAAAAGUCAAUAUAUGUUCAUUUGUGCAACACUAAAGUUUUGAUUACACCUUCAACAUUUUUUACUCAGACAAUUCAUAACUGGGCUUACAGUGUGUUUGUAGAAAUAUAAACAUUACAAUACUUUGCAUUCUGCAGGAAAUCUGGCCUACUGCCAAUGGCCGUACCCUGGCUAGUAGACUGUCCCAACCCCCCUAAAUCUCAAGACACAGUUCGUCCACCACCCCGAAAACGGGUCGCACUUGAAAUUGAGACAACAGACUCAGAGAUCCUGGAUAGCACUGAUGUACUGGCCAGUGUCAGCAAUGACAACACAGUGGAAAAACUGAAAAGAAAAAUUGGCUGCUACAAAUCAAAGCUGUCAAGGCUAAAGAAAAAGACACCAUCUAUCAGCAAACAAACAUUAAAGAGGGAAAUUUCCAAAGUAUUGCCAAAACAAGCCGCACAAUUUGUCAACGAGCAAAUUGAUAAUGCCAAAAAAAAACCAAGGGCCAUUCGGUGGAGCAACUUCAUGAAAAGUUGGGCGUUACAGGUUAAGGGUACAGGGCCAAAAGCCUACCGAACCAUGAGGAGAAUUUUCAAGCUCCCUACAGCCAGGACCCUUUCAAAUAUCUUGCAGAGAGUAGACAUCGGGCCGGGAUGGCAUGAACCUGUGCUGUAUGCACUUAAACAUCAAGUGCAGCAUAUGGAAGAGCGAGAUAGGCACGUUGCCAUCACAUUUGAUGAAAUUACAUUGAAAUGUAGCCUAAAUUAUAACAUCUCGAAAGAUGAAGUAGAAGGGUAUGACGAAGGGGGAAGACCAGCCAACCAUGCAGGGGUUUUCAUGAUCCGUAGUCUAACUGGGAAAUGGAAACAACCCAUAGGGUACUUCUUGUCAUCUGGGACCAUGAAGCAUGGGGUCUUAAAAACCAAAAUCAUGGAGGCGGUGGAAAAGGUGCUUGACACUGGCUUCACUCCCAUGGUGCUGGUAAUGGACCAAGGCAGCAACAACCUGGCAGCCUGUAGAAACCUGGGUAUAACAGAAGAAAAACCGUACUUCUUUGUCAAAAGCCAGAAGAUUCAUUUUUUAUUCGACCCCCCCCAUUUAAUGAAAAACAUCAGAAACAAUUUGCGAAAAUAUGGAUUUUACAUAGGGGACAAAUUGGCAGAAUGGGGAGACAUCACUGAAAUGUUUAAAAUUGAUUCACAAAGACAACACCGAAUGGCACCCAAGUUAACCCAACGGCAUCUGUCCCUCACUGCCUUUUCAACAAUGAGUGUGCCUCUCGCCACUCAGGUAAGCCACAAGUGAAAACUGUCAUGCAGGCGUAUAACAUUCAAUUUACAAUCUUUAUCUAUGGUCCUGAAAAUGGGAUUUUUUUUAUUUUUUUAUUACAGGUUCUUAGUCAUUCUGUUGCGGCUGCACUGCUCACCAUGGCAGACAUGGGGAAGCUAAGAGAGGGGGCAAAAACGACGGCAGAUUUUGUAGCCCACUUUAACCAGAUGUUUGACUGCU
Messenger RNA from Engraulis encrasicolus (European anchovy), 1582 nucleotides. RefSeq lists its product as uncharacterized. Lineage: Eukaryota; Metazoa; Chordata; Actinopteri; Clupeiformes; Engraulidae. The record is from RefSeq and is a predicted model, not a curated record. The transcript has 2 exons. Bases 245 to 1378 code for a protein of 377 amino acids.